AUGACUGCCCAGCACCCCACGGUCGCCGCCUCCGCGCCCGCCAAGGUCCUCCUCGCGGGCGGCUACCUCGUCCUCGACAGGCGCCAUUCCGGCCUGGUGUUUGGCCUGAGUGCCAGGAUCAACGUCGUCGCCGGGCAGAUUCACACCGGGCCCGGGGUCCAGCUGAACGAGAUUGUGGUCGACAGCCCGCAGUUCCUGGAUGCCCAGUGGCGGUAUGGCUACCACCUGGCCCCGGAGGGGGGGGGGAUCAAGGUGACGCAGCUGCAAGCCGGCUCUGCCAUCCGCAAGAACCCGUUCGUGGAGACGACUCUCAGCUACGUGCUCACCCAUGUGCACCGCAUCCAAGGCCAGCAGCAUUCGUCCCAAAGCCCGACGUCCGCACGCCUCAUCAUCCUCGCCGACAAUGACUACUACUCCCAGGCCACCCCCGCGGCCAACCAGCCCGGCCGCUUCGCCAAGUUCACCGUGCCGCUCAGCCGCGCCCACAAGACCGGCCUGGGCUCGUCCGCCGCCCUCGUCACCGCCCUCGCCGCCGCCCUGCUCGCCCACUACCUCCCCGACCACCUGUUCGACAUGGCCUCCCCCCGCGGCCGCGCCGUCCUGCACAACCUCGCCCAGGCGGCCCACUGCGCCGCCCAGGGCAAAGUCGGCUCCGGGUUCGACGUGGCCGCCGCCGUCUUCGGAUCCUGCCUGUACCGCCGCUUCUCCCCGCACAUCCUGGACCAGCUCCCCGAGCCCGGGAGCCCCGGCUUCAGCGAGAAGCUGGCGUCCGUGGUGGACGGACCCCCGUGGGACGUCGAGGUGCGCCCGCAAGGGGUGCGGCUUCCCGAUGGCCUUGCCCUGCGCAUGUGCGACGUCGACUGCGGCAGCCAGACGGUCGGCAUGGUCACCAAGGUGCUCGCGUGGAGGAGCCGCGACGCCGCGGCCUCGGAGACGCUGUGGCGCGAGCUGCAGAAGCGCAACGACGAGCUCGCGGCAGCGCUAAAGGACGGCCAGGUCGACGACGACGACGACCAGCUGGCUGGCGCCAUCCGCGCGGUGAGGCAGCUGGUCCGCCAGAUGGGCGACCUGAGCGGCGUGCCCAUCGAGCCCCAGCCGCAGACGGAACUGCUCGACGCCCUCGGCGCCGUGCGAGGCGUGCUGGGCGGCGUGGUGCCCGGCGCGGGCGGCUUCGACGCCCUGGCCUUGCUCAUGAGGGAUGACGAGGAGACGGAGAAGCGGGUCCAGGCGAGGCUCGCGCAGUGGAGCAGAGACACGGGCGCCAAAGUGCGCCUGCUCGACGUAAAGGGGGAAAUGGAGGGCGUGAGGAGCGAGGACCUGGGUAUCUAUGCCGGAUGGCUGUGUGACUGA
Molecule: messenger RNA, 1350 nt
Organism: Ustilaginoidea virens
Lineage: Eukaryota; Fungi; Ascomycota; Sordariomycetes; Hypocreales; Clavicipitaceae
Exons: 2
Coding region: 1-1350 (449 amino acids)
Biological process (GO): ergosterol biosynthetic process; isopentenyl diphosphate biosynthetic process, mevalonate pathway
Cellular component (GO): peroxisome
Molecular function (GO): ATP binding; phosphomevalonate kinase activity
Source: RefSeq, a predicted model, not a curated record